Molecule: messenger RNA, 978 nt
Organism: Caenorhabditis remanei
Lineage: Eukaryota; Metazoa; Nematoda; Chromadorea; Rhabditida; Rhabditidae
Exons: 2
Coding region: 1-978 (325 amino acids)
Molecular function (GO): protein binding
Source: RefSeq, a predicted model, not a curated record
AUGGAACCUACUUUUUCACUACUGCGACUACCCGAAAAUGUCAUCAUCAAAGUUCUCGAAAACCUGAGUUUGAGACAAUUAUUCGAGUUCUCUCUUAUCUCAACGAAAACAAAGAAUCUAAUGGCAUCAUUGGGAUUAGGAGCCGAUUAUGUCGACAUCCAGAUAUGUCGUAUGAUUCGUCUAGAUGUGUACUUCGGAGGAUACCUCUUCAAUUUGACCAUUUACAAUGAUUCGAAUGAUGAAAAUGGUGAAUUACCCGCAGACAUAACUCUCCCAGUUGCUGCUACUUUUGGAUAUCUAUACACAAACGUUCAAUUAACAACUCCACUACUCAACUUCAACAAGUGGUUGGAUCAUAUUCGGACAGUAUUCUGUUGCACUCCGCCAGCGAACAUUCGUUUUUAUCGAGGAUCUGAAAGAUUUGAUAUUGGAUCGUUGAAAGAAACAAUUGGAAAUGUCAACUGGCUUUAUGUGUUUGGUCAAUCCACUGACAUUCAUUACAAGCACAUUUUGAAAUAUUUCAACACUCCCAAUAAGUUAUUUCUAGACAGGAAUCCAUUUGAAAUAGCGUCAGAAAUUCAACAAUUCUUUAUACAAAAUUACGAAACCGUUAGAUUUCAUGGCGUUAACUCAUUAGAUGACAUGUUGUUAGUCAAUAGUGAAAAAGUCAGAUUCACCCAUUCAAUAUCUCAGAAACAAUUCAAUCAGUUCAUCAAACACUGGAUCCGCGGAUCGAAUCCAAGAUUACAAUCGAUGUAUCUAUCAAUCGAUAAAACUGAUUUCGUCAGUGGAAUAGUGUAUUUGAAUGGUGUCCGAUUCAUGGAAAUGAGUGAAGAUGCAAAAACAGAAAUCCGUCAAAACCAUAGGCUAACAAGUCUCGAUAUGGUACAAAUCAAACGAAAAGAUGGGACAUCUGCUGUGAUUGCGACGUAUGAUGGAGAUCAUCGUCUUCAUAUUAAUCUAAUUGUUCUGCACUGA